AUGCGUAAAAGCCUCAAAAAGAGGCUCCCUCUUUCCCAGGAAACAUUGAAGCAGGAACAGUUAAUGAAAACAGAAGAGGAUGGCGAGCAAGGAAUGCUUUUGCAACUCCCAUCCGAGCUGCUUCUGUUGAUUUUUGGUUACGUACGAGGCAGACACUUGGUUCGCCAUGUACGGCUGGUCUGUAGGAAAUUUCAUUGCCUACUGACCAAUCAACAAUGGUGGCUCACCCGGAUACAUAAACUCUCAUCUCAUCAGAUCCGUCUGUCGGAUUGUGAGACAAAAGAGGAAGAAUUCGACGCUGCUCGAAGUUUUGUAGCAAUAGAGGAGGAAGUCCUUCGUUGGGGAAGAUGGUCUCCUAGCAGAAACUUCACUGCCACUGGUCAUAUUGCUACAGUAGAUGCUUUGCGGUUAUUCCCUCACCGCAGUUCUGGUAACAGAUUUUGUCUUUCCGGUGGACGCGACAGGGCUAUCAAGCUUUGGAAUAUCACCGAUUUGGAGGAUCCUCAUCAAGCAUCAACUGCGGCUAAGCCUUGUUUUGACCUUCAAAAUGCGCACGAGGGGUGGAUAUGGUGCCUUGAUCAAUCAGCCAGUAAACCGGACGAGUUCCUUUCAUGCAGCUGGGAUUGUACUGUGAAACUUUGGCAGAUCACACCCACACAUAUUACUCCCAUCGAAAGUACAAAGCUUGGAUCUGCUGGUAUGUGCCUUGGUAACUCCCCAAAUGGUCUCGCAGCAUGUUCAACUUUUGGCAAGAAGGUGUUCAUAAUUGAUACAAAAAACGGUCUCGCUCCAGUUUUGAACUACGCCCACCACAAAGGAGCUGUGCUCACAUUGGCUAUGCAGGAUAAUAUUGUAUAUUCGUGUGGUGAAGAUCGCCGGAUAGUUAUGGUGGAUAUUCGAAAUUCGAGCAAACCUGUGUCUGGAUUGUGGUCGAUGGAUUAUGUACGCUCAGUUUGUUUUCGAAAUAAUCAUCUCAUAUGCGGCACUCAUCUGGGCAUGAUAUCCGUACUUGAUCCACACACCUUAAACGUGUGUUCACGGUUUCAGGUAUCAAAUGGUGUUCGCCAGGUGAUCCAUACAGGUGGAGCAAUUUUGGAAAUCAGUCGGGAUCGCACUUUCAAGGUAAGUCUUCGAUUUUCA
This is a messenger RNA of Ostertagia ostertagi, 1140 nucleotides long. The record is from the annotation of a GenBank genome assembly. Lineage: Eukaryota; Metazoa; Nematoda; Chromadorea; Rhabditida; Trichostrongylidae.